UUGUAAAAAAAAACACAAUGAGACUCACACACAAAAGAAGUGUUCUGACGGAAAAUAUGAAUGGGGAAAAAGCGGUGUUGGGAAAAAGUGAAAGAGAAGGAUAUAGGAAUGAAAAUGUAUUAGAGUGAGUACUGGAGUUACCUGAGCGAUAGAAUUGUUUACAGUGUGGCUUCGAAACAGAGCGCCUCAGUUCAAGCAAAAACCGAGAGCUGGAAUAAAACAGUCUUCUUCGGUCAGGUGCGUUCGAACGUGCGCGCUCGUUUCAUUUAUAAUUCAUAUUCUAGUUUUUUUCUUAGUAAGUACACAAUAAAAUGUUCACGAUAUCGCGCGUUAUCGUCGAUAAUCAUUGAAAAAAUUAUGAGAAGAGCAGCGUUUGUACCGGUUACUGAAAAAGAAAAGCAGGCUUAUUUUGGACGGAAUGAAACAUGUUUUAUUCCAGGAUACACUGGACAUUGCCCGACAUUACGCUUUCAUUAUGGUCAAAGUUAUGGAUCAAAAACACAAGAAAUAAUAUCGGAAUUACGUGAUAAAAGAGUCCUUCAAGAUGCUCAACCUCAUAAUUAUAGAGUUUCCGAUCCGGGGCAGAUUAUAUUAAGACCUUUAAAGCCGAUUGAACGCACUCAAGGGCAAACUAAAGAUUAUUUUGAUGAUAUCAAACACAAAUAUCCAAAAUACAUUAUCGGAUAUACAGGUUUUAUUCCAACUUUAAACUUUAGAUAUGGAAAGUCUUAUACUAGAACUGCUGAUGAUAGUAUGUGUGAAUUCGUUGAACAUGUAAGAAAAACUAAAGAAGCUAGAAAAGAUAAAGAUAGAAUGUAUAGAGGAGCGAGUGCGCCGAUUAAAAUGAAACCAAUUAGAAAUGAAGAUGAAGUAGCUCAAACUAUGAAAGAUUAUGAAGAGUGGAGGAAAUUUAAACCUAAACAUAUUUCGCCGGAUUUUCCGCCAAUAGCUGGAUAUACAGGUCACAUUCCACGCAUUAAAGGUAGUGAAGAAUCAUUAUCUCAACGCUACAAUGUAGUUGUAAAGAGAGGGUUAAAUUUGUUACGCAAAGAACGAGAAAAUCGAGAUGCAAUGAAGAAGAUUGAUAUGAAAAUAACCGAUAUUGUAGCAAAUGCCGAAGAUAAACUCUAUCCAUAUAAAGAUUUUAAAGAUUAGUUUAAAGAUUUUAAUGUGUACUUAAAGCUUUGUCACAAUUUGUUAAGUUUUUUAUGUUACUUUCUCAUUUUAUUCAUUUUUUGUUAAUUAAUUAUUAGGUACAAAUUAAUUUUAAUUCACAAUACUUUUUUAGAAGUCAUCUUUCCAGUAUUUUCAACGAUAUUGAUAAAGAUAUCAUUGCACCAAAUCUGGCUUAUUUCAUAUAAAUUAGUGAAAUUAAGAUCAGGAAAAAAACUUUUAUAAAAAAUUGUAGUACGAAUAUAGUGCCAAU
Molecule: messenger RNA, 1426 nt
Organism: Onthophagus taurus
Lineage: Eukaryota; Metazoa; Arthropoda; Insecta; Coleoptera; Scarabaeidae
Source: RefSeq, a predicted model, not a curated record